AUGAAGAUAUCGCAAACACUUAAAAAUUUUAAUAAGAAACGCGUACGUCAAUUAAGAUUGUCCGAGGAGAGCGAGACGACGCAGCGAGAACAGAGUUGUUGCUUUGUGUUCUGCACAAACACACAAACAAACAGUGACUUGAAGUUCUACAAGUUCCCGGACGGCAAGACAGACGUGGAUCAAGCAACCAAAUGGUUGAAGGCGAUCCAGACCGUCAAUGGUAGAUGGUGGCGGCAGUGUUCGCAGAGCGCGGUGUGUGCGGAGCACUUCGUGUCUGGCGCGCCGUCGCGUGAGCCGUCCGACGUGGACUACGCUCCCUCCAUCUUCCCCAAGGACAGCUCCGCACUGUGCAAGGCGCCGACGUCUACCGACUCCCAGCCGAGGAGCAGGGCAUCAUUCGUCGCGGCGGCGUACGUGCUGGGUGCGCUAGUGGCGGGGGCGCGCGCGGAGAGCUCGCUGUGCUCCUCGCAGUUGUAUCGCCGCGUCAUCCGCGAGCUCAGGAUCGGCGUCAACGUGGGCACGCUGCACGCCGCGUGGGUGGGCGCGCAGCGCGCCGCUCUCCUGCAGGUGCGCGCGGCGGGGCGGCGCGGGGACUGGGCGGGGGAGGAGCCCCCUCCCUUCGCGGCGCGCCUGGCGGACCUCGUGCUGCUGCACACGGACGUCGACGGACACCGCCUGCUGGGCCCCGCGAGCGAGUGGCGCGACGAGGAGUAUCGAGCGCUGGGCACUCUGUGCCGCCUGGUGCGGCGCUGCGGGGCCGAGGCGGGAGGCAGGCAGGGGGUGAAGGUGGCGGGGCGCGGGCUGCGGGGGGCCGAGCUGGAGCUGCGCUGGUCGCACGUGCACGCCGGGUACCGCGCCAGCGGCCGCGCGGCCUCCGUCAUAGUGCUGCAGCGGCGCUGGCACGAGCUCAAGCUGCAGGCGCGCGAGGCGGACGCGCCCUCGCACCUGCACCGCGCCGUGCUGCGCCAGCACCCGCACGUCGCCAGCCAGCGCUGCGAGCCGCGCGCCUGGACUCAGCUCGUGCUCGACGGCGACGUGCUGAAGCACCCGCUACCGCUGCCCGCAGACCCCGGCCCGGACGACGCCGUGCCGGACGACUCCGUGCUGGACGAUCCGCUGCCGGACGGCACGAUGCCGGAUGACUUACCACCACCGGGCGACUUACCACCACCGGGCGACCGACCACCAGAUGAGCUCCCGCCAGGCGAUGUAAUGGAGGGCAAUUCCCUGCCAGUUGUCACUCAGCCGUCACAUGCAAACUUGUCUAUGACAGAUAAUACUAUGUCAGCACAGCCUGACAAUUCAGUGAAAAUAGAAAUCACGUUGGAGUCAGAUCACGUCAAACUCGAACCACGUGAUCCGUGUGAAAAAGAAGGAACUGGUUUAAAGGGAGAGGACUCAUGGCAGUCACACUCCCAGGCGGGUGCGAGCGAGACGGAGCACUCGAGCACCUUGCAGUUGUUGCAGUCACUGGAUCCGAGCGAGAUGCAGACUGAGAUAUACUAUGAUAGCGACGAAGAUUUUGAAUCUCAUGGCCUAGAAGAUAAAGUCGAGGUUAAAGUGGAGUUGGCAGAGAGUAUGCGAGAGUUGAUAAAAUUCGAGGAGGACCUGGCAGAGAGUGACGUCACGCGGCCCAAGGUGGAGGACGAGGAGAGCGGGAGUAUCGACCCCAAGCUGGUCAUGGACGCGCGCGUGCUGCUGGAGCGACUGCCGCUGGACAGGCUGCCACUGGUCUGGUCUACGAUGGGGUGCACCUCUAGGUCCAGCUGUAGGCCCAAGGCAGGGUCCAGUUCUAGACUCAAGGCGAGGUCUAGCGCUAAGUCCACAGAGGAGUCCAGCUCUCGGCCCACGGCGGGAUCCAACUCUAGGCCCACGGCUGAGUCCAGCUCAAGGCCCACAGCAGAGCCUAGUUCCGGGCCCACUGCGGAGUCACGUGGCGAGAUGCCCGCGGAGCGCGGCUGGCGGCGCGUGCAGCUGCCCGAGAGCGCGGGGGGCGCGGGGGCCGCGGGGCGCGGGGGGCGCGGCGCCCCCACGGCCGCCGUGCGCCCCAUGUGUGUCGCCGCGCACACACACACAGAGCCGGACGAGACUGCGGCCCCCGCGGCCAAGCGGCGGCGCAGUGAGGCCGGGUGUGACAUGCCGGGCGCACUCACGUCGCCGCCCACAGCAACGGUACCUACGUCAACGAUGUCCUCGUCAGCGUCGACUUCUUCAUCCACAUCGACGUCAUCGACAGCAGACGCUGCGGCCGAGCACAGGAGGGCCGCGCGGCGCCGCCUGUGUCAGCUGUACGCCACCUUCGCCGCACUACUGCCGGAGAGCAUCACGUCGAUACCAAACAUUAAGCCGCCGCCACCGUCGCGCUCAGCGGCAGCUAAAAUAAACUCAGCAGCCAGGAAGAGAAGCCGAGCGAGCAGUCCACCAGCCACCAGUAAGAGUACACCAGCGCCCACUGAUACUACGCAACUGACCAGUAAAAGUACGCCAGAAACCAGGAAAAAUACACCGGUCAACAAUAAAAGUCCGCCUAGUAAAUGUACUACAGAGCGUAGAAAAAGUACAUUGUUAACAAAUGAAAGUACGUCAAUGUCCAGUAAAAGUAGAAUUAUAAAAUGUGAAGGUAUGAGUACGCCCACUAAAGCUACGCCAGGAACUAAUACAAGUUGUCUUGCGAACAGUACGAUAUCAAAUAUUCCAGAGACUUCCGAAAGUACGCCAGUGCGCAGUAAUAGUAUGGUACACAAAAAUGAAAAUACGUCAACGUCUAGAAAUAGUACACCAGUUAAAGUUGAAGAAACGCCAGCGUUGAAUACAAAACUCACUGAUAAACUCCCGCGGGUUGAUAGUAAAAGUACGCCAGUGAGCAGUAGUAUUGCUACGCUGAUUGGUUCUACUGUCACUAUUGGGAUCUCGGUGAUCUCGCCGGCGACACCGACCAGUACGCAUGCGCCGGUGAUACUGGACAGUACGCCAACAUCCAGUGCCAGUACUGUGCCGCCGCCUACACAUACUGCGCCGCCGAGGACUUCUCCACUCAAGCCGGGGGUGGCAUUGAAACCGCUACAGCGGGACACAGCUCGCACUACUACAGCGAGAGCCCCGCCGGCCGCUGACGUCACUCGUCUGGACGGGUAUGAAGAGUGGCAGCGACAGAAGGCGGCCAACGCGAAGUACUUCAACAUCAACACCUCCAGUAACGUCAAGAAGCGGGCCCCGCCACCCUCCACCACUGCGUCACUGAGUACACUCCCAGCGGGACCCCCGAUACCGGCCGAGACCCUGUCAACAUUCGACGCCCCAUUAUCAACCGGAGCCUCGUCAACAACAGGGGCCCUUUUAACCUCCAGGGCCCCGUUAUCAAGUGUGACCCCGCUACAGACCUUCGCUCCGCUAUCGACCGGGGCCCCGCUACCGUCUGUGACCCCGUUACCAUCAGAAACCGUGAUACGGUCUAUGACCCCGCUACAGGCUUUGGCCCCGCUCCUCGCCCCCGGUCAACCUUCCCCGGUCGUGGUGGUCAUCCAGAACACCAUAAACAACGUGUACGGAGCGACCCCGGCCCCCCCCGGGCCCCGCGCCCCCGGCAUGCUGCGACACGGAGACUACAUCGAGAUCUCAGACUCAGACUAG
Messenger RNA from Spodoptera littoralis (African cotton leafworm), 3630 nucleotides. Lineage: Eukaryota; Metazoa; Arthropoda; Insecta; Lepidoptera; Noctuidae. The record is from the annotation of a GenBank genome assembly.